Molecule: messenger RNA, 2248 nt
Organism: Xiphias gladius (swordfish)
Lineage: Eukaryota; Metazoa; Chordata; Actinopteri; Istiophoriformes; Xiphiidae
Gene: capn9
Product: calpain 9
Exons: 20
Coding region: 1-2067 (688 amino acids)
Biological process (GO): proteolysis
Cellular component (GO): cytoplasm
Molecular function (GO): calcium-dependent cysteine-type endopeptidase activity; calcium ion binding
Source: RefSeq, a predicted model, not a curated record
AUGCCUCUCCAGUCCACUCUGUCCGGCCGGGGCUCCGGCUCGGCCCAGGCCGUCGACACUCAGUCGGACGGCAAGUCCUUCAGGGAGCUGAGGCGGGAGUGUCUGCAGGAGGGGGUCCUGUUCGAGGAUCCGGACUUCCCUGCCGCCGACUCCUCGCUCUUCUUCAGCCAGAGCGUUCCCGUCCAGAUCGAAUGGAAGAGGCCCAAGGAGCUCUGCGACAACCCAAAGUUCAUCGUGGGUGACGCGGACAGGACAGACAUUUGCCAGGGACAACUCGGCGACUGCUGGCUCCUGGCGGCCAUCGCAUCCCUGACCCUCAAAAAGGACGCACUGGCCCGAGUCGUCCCCCCUGACCAGGAGUUUGACCACAGAUACGCCGGCAUCUUUCACUUCCAGUUCUGGCAGCACAACAGAUGGCUUGACGUGGUGGUGGACGACAGGCUGCCGUCGGUGAGAAAUGAGCUCAUCAUGCUCCACUCUGCCUCCAACAACGAGUUCUGGAGCGCCCUCCUGGAGAAAGCCUACGCCAAACUUCACGGCAGCUACGAGUCCCUGAAGGGCGGCAGCACAAUGGAGGCCAUGGAGGACUUUACCGGCGGCGUUGGGGAAAUGUACGAAACCAAGAGCGCUCCAAACAACCUGUUCGCGAUCAUGAAGAAGGCCCUGGACAGAGGCUCCAUGAUGGGCUGCUCUAUUGAAAUCACCAGCUCUGCUGAGUCCGAGGCCAAAACGAGCACCGGCCUAGUGAAGGGACAUGCAUACUCCAUCACAGGCCUGGAGGAGGUGAACGUCAGAGGUCAGAAAGUCCAGCUGAUCCGGAUCAGAAACCCCUGGGGUCAGGUGGAGUGGAACGGCCCCUGGAGUGACAAUUCCAGAGAGUGGAAUUAUGUGGACAGAGCAGAAAAAACUCGCAUCCUGCAGAACUCAAGAGACGACGGUGAAUUCUGGAUGGAGUUUGAGGACUUCAAGAGGAACUACGACAAGGUGGAGAUCUGCAACAUGACCCCGGACUCCCUGAGCGACAACACAAAGCGCCACUGGGAAGUCAGCAUGUUCGAGGGAAACUGGAUCCGCGGCUCCACCGCUGGAGGCUGCAGGAACUACAUCGACACGUUCUGGACCAACCCGCAGUUCAAGCUGCAGCUGGAGGACGCCGAUGACGACGACGACGUGUGCAGCGUGGUGGUCGCGCUGAUGCAGAAGAACAGACGAAAGCUGAGGAAGGAAGGCAUGGAACUGGAGACCAUCGGCUUCGCAUUGUACGAGGCUCCAGACGACGAGGACCACCAGGGGAAGGAUUUCUUCCGCUACCAUUCAUCCAAGGCUCGUAGCAGGGCCUACAUCAACAUGCGGGAGGUGUCGGAGCGUUUCACGCUGCCUCCUGGAAAAUACCUGCUGGUCCCCACCACCUUCCAGCCCCACCACGAGGCCGACUUCGUCAUCAGGGUCUUCUCCGAGAAACAGGCUGCAGCUCUGGAGAUGGGAGGCAACAUUGACGCCGACCUGCCAGAUCCGCCCAUGCCCAGUCCCCCAGAGGAGGAAACCGACGAGGAGAAAGGCCUGAGGAGGCUGUUUGAACAGCUGGCCGGUGAGGACAAGGCCAUCUCUGUCAGGGAGCUUCAGCAGAUGCUCAACGGCGUUCUCAGGAGACGUAAGGAGAUCAAAUUUGACGGCCUGAGUCUCAGCAGCUGCCACAGUAUCAUCAACCUGAUGGACGUGGACAACACGGGCAAGCUGGAGUUCAACGAGUUUAAGGUCUUCUGGGAAAAGAUGAAGAAGUGGAUCAUGCUCUUCCUGUCCUUCGACACCGACCGGUCAGGGAAGAUGUCGUCCUACGAGCUUCGCAUCGCCCUCAAAGCUGCAGGCAUGCACCUGAACAACCAGCUCCUGCAGCUGGUCGGCCUGAGGUUUGCUGACGCCAACUACGACAUCGACUUCGACGACUACCUCACCUGCAUCGUCCGUCUGGAGAACAUGUUCAGAGCUUUCCAGGCUAUGGACAAGUUCAAGAGAGGGCGGGUGAAGAUGAACAUCAUGCAGUUCCUGAUGUUGUCGAUGAACGUCUGAGGAGAAGCCGAGAGCAAACCCGAAGGCGCCAGAAGAACAGCGGGCGGCGGACAGUCUCCGAGUGUCCAGGCCCUAAUGAUGCAAACACACAUUUUCUUUUUCUUGUUUUAAGCUCGGAACACCUGCCCAUUUUAAAUGCCGCCAUUUUGGCGAUUAAUGCGAGAUGCCUCCUGAGCUAAAG